AUGCACGUUGGAGUAGGCGCGUUGAUGUUUUGUUUCAUUUGACAAUGAUGAUUGCUGUUCUUUUUCUGGUGCUUGUGUUCAGGACGGCAGAGACUGAUACGACAACCGGAAGUUGUAAGGACAUGUUACAGGGUUAUCUGACAGGACAACUGUCAUCUGCUUUAGGAGCUUACCAAGUAGAAGCUUUGAGGCGGGAAUUCAAAAGUUUCACCAAAAAUGUUGAAAAAUCAAUGAAAAUAUUUAAAGAAAAAACAGAAGCGGAUAUACAAAAGAUGCAAGAAUCAAACAGCAGCGUUGUUUACACAAGAUGGGGAAAGAAAACAUGCCCAUCAAAUGCUGAAAUAGUUUUAUCAGGCUAUGUAGGCGGUUCCUCUCAUGACCAUAAGGGAGCAGCAGUAGACCCCCUUUGUUUGCCGAGAGAUCCUGAAUGGGGGAUAUACAGUGAUGUGAAUGAUAGCCUCAGAGCGUUUGUCUUUGGAACGGAAUACGAAACAUCCACAUCUCCAGCCAACCUCCGCACGCUUCAUGAUCAUGAUGUACCGUGUGCUGUUUGUCUUCGUCGAAAUAGAUCCGUCGUGAAAAUGUUUCCAGCUAGAAAAUCAUGUUACAAAGGAUGGAAGUUAGAAUACCAUGGUUACCUAAUGGCUGGAUAUCAUUACCAUCCAGGCGGUACCAUGUACACUUGUAUUGACGAGCAACCAGAUACUUUGCAUGGCGGUCAUGCAAGUAAAGACGGUAGACUUUUUUAUUCCGUAGAAGCUCGGUGUGGUUCCUUGAAAUGUCCACCUUAUGUGGAAGGAAGAGAACUUAUAUGUGCUGUUUGUUCCAAAAAAUAAAUGGUGUUAGAUUAUUG
Molecule: messenger RNA, 853 nt
Organism: Magallana angulata
Lineage: Eukaryota; Metazoa; Mollusca; Bivalvia; Ostreida; Ostreidae
Product: short-chain collagen C4-like
Exons: 5
Coding region: 45-836 (263 amino acids)
Source: RefSeq, a predicted model, not a curated record